This is a messenger RNA of Neopsephotus bourkii (Bourke's parrot), 2054 nucleotides long. RefSeq names its product transcription factor B2, mitochondrial (gene TFB2M). Gene Ontology annotation, molecular function: rRNA (adenine-N6,N6-)-dimethyltransferase activity; mitochondrial transcription factor activity. Gene Ontology annotation, biological process: rRNA methylation; transcription initiation at mitochondrial promoter. Gene Ontology annotation, cellular component: mitochondrial matrix. The record is from RefSeq and is a predicted model, not a curated record. Bases 29 to 1255 code for a protein of 408 amino acids. NCBI's taxonomy places the organism in Eukaryota, Metazoa, Chordata, Aves, Psittaciformes, Psittacidae. The transcript has 8 exons.
GGCAAUCGCGCUCCCGGUGCUCGCUAGCAUGGGGUUCGGCAGCGUGGCGAUGCUGGCAGGCCCUGUGCCGCCGGGCGCUGCGGGCUGCUGCCGCCGCCUCCUGGCAGGGGCUCUGGCGGCAGGGCUGCGGCCGCUGCUGCGCGGGCUGCCGCCGUGCUGGGUGACUCCGAGGCGGGCGGCAGGGCAGUGGCCGAGCCCGGGCCUGCGGGUGCCAGAGGCGGCGGAGGCGGAACAGCUGGUGCAGCAGGUGAAGCAUACCGGUGUCGCAGUCCGCCGCUUCAUCGCCUGCCCGCGGCUGGCGCGCACGGUGCAGCGCUGCCUGCAGAGAGGAGCCAGCCGCGGCUCCCAGCCUGUCCUGCUCGAGUGCGGGCCCGGUCCUGGAGUCUUGACCCGAACUCUGCUCAAUGCAGGUGUUAGAGUGGUAGCUCUUGAAAGUAACCCAGCUUUUCUUCCAAACUUACAGUCCCUAGAGAAUAGCCUGGAUGGACAAUUAAAGGUAAUUUACGCUGACUUCUGCAGACUGGAUCCUUUGACUGGAGCAGUGAAACCACCUGCAGUAUGUUCUGAGAAACUUUUUGAAACUGUGGGUGUAGCAGCAGUUCCUUGGAAGGCAGACACACCUGUGAGAAUUUUUGGAAUCUUACCACAAAGCAAGGAAAGGCUCAUACUUUGGAGGCAUCUUUUUGCCCUGUAUGAACGCAGUUCCAUAUACAGAUACGGAAGAGCAGAACUCAACAUCUUUAUAAGUGAAAGAGAGUACAAGAUAUUAACAGGAAAACCUGGGAGUGCUGGGUCUUACCAAGCAAUUACUGUACUUUGUCAAUUAGGAUAUGAAAUUCAGCUACUGCACAUGGAACCUUGGUCAUCAUUCUUCACUAAUUUGAAAAAUGGGGGACUGGCGAUACCGAAAAGUGUGCGGCUGCCAAAUGACCAUUUAUGUUUGGUACGACUGACUCCUCAGCAAAAUCUGUUUACAGGAGGUUUGAAUCCCAAAAAUUCACCCAUCUUUGUUUUCAUGGUGAAACAGUGUCUUGCUAAACCUAAGUCUAGACUUAUUGAUAGAUUAAAUUCAUGGAGCUUGGACAAUGGUAGCCAAUUACUGAGAGAACUAGAAAUUCCAGAAAAUGCUCAAACACGUAACGUAUACCCAGAAGACUAUAAGCGUCUUUUUGAGGCUUUGCAAAGCUCUACUAUAUUUACUGAAAACUGGUGGCAUGAGGAAGUGUUUGAAAAUACAAGGAACAUAAACUUCUAAAUCUAAAGCUGCUGUCUUUUGGAAGAUCAUGUUUGCUUCUGGAAAAUUACUUUAAUAAGAAAUGAUUUAAAUAAAAUCAGAAAUACUGUUACCUACACGAUUUCCUGUCCAAACAGGAAAAUAAACUUAGCAAGUAACUAGAGCCCUUCUACAAAGAAUGAAAGUAACGGAUUCACAGUUGCUUGAUAACAAUCCUACCUAGAACAAACAAACUGCAUCUUUUCCAGGAGCUUAUUAAUGACCUGCUGCUUUUGGAUGUACCAAUCAAACAGAACUUUUUGUUUCACUGCUGUAUAUUUACAACAUUUGAAAAAAAAAACCAAAACAGACCAAAUACUGUUAUUUGUGCAGUUGUACUUCAGUGGUUCAUUAUUGUUAAUGCCCUUUCAGAGAUUCCCCAAAUACAUAGGUCUUUACAAUGACUGAAUCUGUUAUGUUGUCUCCUGAUCUAAAAACUUUGCAGUCUAAAGUCAAUAUUAAUAAAUCAGUAGCGGUGGGUUAAUAGAAGACAAGGUAAUGACAGCAUGGUAAAACACCAACUGAGAGUUAUUUGGGGUUUGGCUGUUUUGUUUGUUAGUUUUUUUAACUAAAAAUUGUAAUCUCUCUUGGAGAGAAAGUUGUAACAGUUCAUUCUUUUGAAAAUUUGAGAACACUGGGGAGCCUGAUCUACUUCACAGUACAGUAUGCAAACACCUGUAUGUGUGUAGGCUUUAUCGUUGUUUUUAAACUUAAAAUUAAGUCACCAGAACAUUCUGUUCUGUAUAAACACUUUGGAAAAAUAAAAUCAUCUUACCUGCAA